Molecule: messenger RNA, 1008 nt
Organism: Odobenus rosmarus divergens (Pacific walrus)
Lineage: Eukaryota; Metazoa; Chordata; Mammalia; Carnivora; Odobenidae
Gene: CD226
Product: CD226 molecule
Exons: 6
Coding region: 1-1008 (335 amino acids)
Biological process (GO): cytokine production; positive regulation of Fc receptor mediated stimulatory signaling pathway; positive regulation of T cell receptor signaling pathway
Cellular component (GO): external side of plasma membrane
Source: RefSeq, a predicted model, not a curated record
AUGGAUUAUCUUACUUUCUUCUUGGCUAUUCUUCACGUAUACAGAGCUCUAUGCGAAGAGAUGUUUUGGGACACAACUGUCAAACUUGCUGAGAAUAUGAGUCUAGAGUGUAUAUAUUCAUCACUGGACACCUUAACUCAGGUGGAAUGGCUCAAGAUCAAUACAACAAACAGAGAGCUCAUAGCCAUUUUCAGCCCUACUUAUGGUUUGAGUGUAAGACCAUCCUAUACUGAUAGGGUUUAUUUUUUAAAUUCCACCAUGGCAUCUAAUGAUAUGACCCUGUCCUUUCAUAAUGUCUCUGAGGCCGAUGUUGGCUUCUAUUCCUGCUUUCUUCAUACUUUCCCACAUGGACGUUGGGAAAAGGUGAUCCAGGUGGUUGCAUCAGAUAGUUUUGAGAUCGCUGUGCCAUCAAAUAGCCACAUCAUCUCAGAACCUGGGAAAAAUGUCACGCUCACCUGUCAGUUACCACAGAAGUGGCCAAUACACAAGGUGUCGUGGGAAAAGAUCCAGCCCCAUCAGAUCGACCUCUUGACUAGCUGCAACAUGUCCCAAGGGAAAAGUUAUACUUCAAAGUACCAAAGACAGAUACUCAGUGACUGUAGUCAGGGCAUGAGAAGCACCUUCAUCAUCAUGCCCCACGUCACGGCCUCUGACUCAGGACUUUACCGCUGUUGUUUCAAGGCCAGUGCAGGGGACAAUGAAACCUCUGAAACGUUCACGAUGAGGUUGACUGUAACUGACGGUAAAACUGAUAACCACUAUAUUGUCUUUGUGGCUGGAGGGGCAGUUGUAUUGUUGCUGUUUGUUAUCCUAACCACCAUCAUUGUCAUUUCUUACAACAGGAGAAGGAGACAGAAAAAACUACUUAAACAACCCUGGGAUGCACAGAAUAAGGUAACCAACGACUACAGAAAUCCCGACUCUACCAAUCAAUCAUCGGAUGGUGCAAGAGAGGAUAUUUAUGUCAACUACCCAGCCUUCUCUCACAGGCCAAAGACCAGAAUCUAA